CAACUUGCUAUUAUUGUGGCCAUAACUUUCCAGCCAAUUUUUGUCCCCAUUUAAAUCAGAGAACUGUCAUCGAUAUUUUUCGUCAUCAUGAGCAUUGUUACACCAGGUUUACUCCGCAUGCACUACGAUGAAGCGCACCGGGAAAUGAUUGAGGGCCCCAAUAACCAAGACAACAAAUCCUGGGAGUUCUGGCAGCAACUUGUAAUCUCGGCCUUUCACGAAGUCAACAGGAGCUCAAUAAUUGCCGGAUCUUCGUCUAGAACAUCCAUUCGACAGACUGAAAUUGUGGUACGGCGAUACGAUGAGGAGAGUGACGGGUUGUUCUCUGCCAUGUGCGUUCGUUGCCGGCGCCCUGACAUCAGCCUGGGAAAGAUUGAGCAAAUGGCCCUCGACGCAGCGAGAAGUCACAUUGACAAAGAGAAGCUUGAAUGGAUCUGGGCCAUGACCACCUUCGGUGUCUCGUUCCGCGUGUGGUUCGUCGACAAAGACGCCGUCCGGCUGAUUCCGAUGCACGGGACGGCCACUGACGGCGACGAAGGGCAAUACAUCGACGUGGCCUCGCCUGAAGCUAGCGUUAUCUCCAAUGUCGCUCAGCUUAUUAGAGAGGGGUUGCCACUUGAUGCAGCUUCUAUUCCCACCCCGGGGACUGAUUGAGGGGAAUGAGGUGCCGGGAGAUGAUGGCAAAAGCAUGUAUUGACAUCUCAGGCGGAAUACUCCAGCUAAACCUAACUAAUAAUCUAUUUGCUCGCAAC
Molecule: messenger RNA, 752 nt
Organism: Ilyonectria robusta
Lineage: Eukaryota; Fungi; Ascomycota; Sordariomycetes; Hypocreales; Nectriaceae
Exons: 1
Coding region: 88-654 (188 amino acids)
Source: RefSeq, a predicted model, not a curated record